This is a messenger RNA of Mesocestoides corti, 666 nucleotides long. Lineage: Eukaryota; Metazoa; Platyhelminthes; Cestoda; Cyclophyllidea; Mesocestoididae. The record is from the annotation of a GenBank genome assembly.
AUGGGGACCUUCACGAAGAGCUUCGGCUCGGCGGGCGGUUACCUUGCAGGCUCGGCCCGUUUCAUUGACUACGUGCGCACCCAGUCCUACAGCUCUGUCUACGCCGGCACGAUGCCCGCUCCGGUGUGCCAACAAAUCAUCACGUCGAUGCGGAUAAUCAUGGGGCUCGAGUGUGCCGGUGAGGGCGAUCGCAGGUUAAAGCAACUGGCCUGGAACACCCGCUACUUCCGAGCUCGUCUGCACGAGAUGGGCCUGAUUGUCUUCGGCAACCGUGACAGUCCUGUUGUCCCGCUCAUCCUCUACAUGCCAGGCAAACUCGUGGCGUUCUCACGAAUGUGCCUUGAACGGGGUCUUGGGGUUGUGAUUGUCGGCUUCCCCGCCACGGCCCUCUUGGCUUCGCGCUCCCGUUUCUGCAUCUCCGCAGGCCACACGAAAGAGAUGCUUGACCAGGUAAGCUCCUUGCCCACCUUUCCAGACGUGUUGUGCAUCACCCACCACACCGACUCCCACUCAGAUAACCUCAUUAUCGUGAAUUCACAGGAGGAAAGUCCGUGUGAUUCUGCAGCGGGGGUAAUUUCAGUUCAAGAGCAUAGGACCUUUGAACAUAAGGGUAGGAGCAUUAAGUCACCUUGCAAACUCGUGAAAUUUGGAGUCAUUGGGGCUUGA